AUGACUCUGAAGCUUCGCGAGCUUUCACCGUCUGUCUCAGCAGUCUCGGCUCUCAUCCCUACAAUCGCACGGGUUCAUCUCGCAGCAUGGCUGACCAACACACUAUACCGAACGAUCUACUAUGGCCCGCCGUCCAGCCAUGCUGCUAUCAUCGAAGCUAACCGGCAGCGACACAUGCAGAACUUUACCUCGAAUCCAAACGCUCGGUUUGUGGUGAUCUUGGACGACACCAUUGGCAAUGACGGGAAUCCAGAUCACCCUGCGGCAAGCCAACUCAUUGCAUGGGCAAAGUACGACAUAUUCGCGACUCCUGAUGCGGCGGAGUCACGACAAGACACAGGAAAGCGCACUUGGCCUCCCUACACGAACGUCGCGCUGGUGAAUCAUUUCUGGGACAUGUUGGUCAUUUCCCGCCAACAAAACAGCAAAGCGAUCGGAGCUCACAUCAGUGUCGACCUGCUCGCCACAGAUCCAGUUCAUCACCGUCGCGGAGCAGGUCGCAUGCUGAUGCAAUAUAUCGCCAAGAAGGCUGAUGAAAUGGGCCUGCCUGCUACGGUUGAAGGUAGCCCCGAGGGCAUAAAGCUUUACAGAUCUGUAGGAUUUGAGCCAGUGAAUGAAUUCUGGGUUGACCUGCUACGGUUCGAAGGUGGUGAGGAUAAAGGUGAAGAGUGGACGGAGGACCAGGGCAGGACACUCGGACAAGGCCCAGGUUGGUAUAAGCAGGUUGCGAUGGUUCGACAGCCUGCGAGACUAGAAUGA
This is a messenger RNA of Exophiala xenobiotica, 759 nucleotides long. RefSeq lists its product as uncharacterized. Gene Ontology annotation, molecular function: acyltransferase activity, transferring groups other than amino-acyl groups. The record is from RefSeq and is a predicted model, not a curated record. Lineage: Eukaryota; Fungi; Ascomycota; Eurotiomycetes; Chaetothyriales; Herpotrichiellaceae. The coding region runs from base 1 to 759 and encodes 252 amino acids. The transcript has a single exon.